AUGAGCUUCCACUACAGCGCAAAGGACAUCCACAUCGAGGACAACCACAAAUUGGUUGCUCUGCUAGCGGACAGCGAAGGAGAAAUGCAAGAGGCGUCCAUUGAUCUUAACGAAUACAUUGGAAACAACGACGGUUCCUUCGAGUGGGAGGGCCAGAACUUCUCCGAGACGGCCGAGGACGUUGAAUUCCACAUCGAGGGAGACGGCGAGGUGCCCGUGCUGCGGGCUAAAUUGAACAACGCGGACGGAGAGCCGGUUGACGCCGAUAUCAACCUUGCAGAGCGUAUCGUGAACGACAACGGUGAAUUUUCUUUUCAAUAG
Messenger RNA from Aspergillus melleus, 321 nucleotides. Its product is annotated as CVNH domain-containing protein. The record is from RefSeq and is a predicted model, not a curated record. Lineage: Eukaryota; Fungi; Ascomycota; Eurotiomycetes; Eurotiales; Aspergillaceae. The coding region runs from base 1 to 321 and encodes 106 amino acids. The transcript is spliced from 2 exons.